CCGCUGGAGCCGGAUGUUGCAAGAUGGCGGCGGCGGCGGCAGCGGCAGCUGGGGCUGCUGCUGCGCUGGUGGCGACGGAAGGAAGCGGCGCCGGCGGUUGCGCGUGCUGAGGAGCCGCAGCAGCUUAUGCCAGCAUUGCUACAUCUGCUGGUCCUCUUCAGGUGGCAAGUGACUUGGCUCCACUUUUAUCAUGCAGCCCCCUCCGCAGACGGCCCCCGCAGGGGUUGGAGGCCCUCCUCCUCUCGCUCCCUCCUGGAAUAUGCAUUGGCGAAAUGGCCCAUAUGGUAGGCGAGGAAACGCUCCCACCUCUGCAGCAGCAGCAGCAGCUGGACCUGUGCAACCUGUGACAGACCCCUUUGCCUUUGGCAAACAAGCCCCACGGGCCUCCCCGUUAAGCAGUGCACCCAAAGGAGAUCCAGCACUUGCACAAGGCUCUUCCCCAAUGGCUUUUCCUCCAUCGGCUGCUUCCAUUCCUCUUCAUCUAUCCUCCGGGGUCCCUUCUCAUGGACCGGCUCCGUCGUUAACAUCAGUCUCAGCCUCUCAGUCGGGAGCCGGCAGCACAUUUUCCAUUCCAACAGCCUCCUUGCCAUCUUUCCCCGAAGGGGCAACCAACAGCGCUGAAGCACAUCAAAAUGUCGAGCACAGCCCACACCACGCUGCAGAACAGCCUCAGUCCAUGAGAAUCGCCCCUGAAAAUUCUCUUUUGGUCUCUGUCCCAGACAGGCCGUCAGGUGGGGCUGAUGUGAGUAGGAAUCCAGGCAACCCCGGUGCGGUCCCAAUACCGUUGCCUGCCUUCCCCCCCCUUCAACAGACUGUGCCUCAGUGGAUGUCUCCCCAAAGCCCCGCUUAUUUGCCUUACCCAGAGCCUGUGUCCCGAAAUGCCUUUGCUAGUGCUGCACAUUCCAGUGUCGCUGUUUCCCAGCCAGGCCCCCCGCUGGAUCCCCACCCAGCGCCGCCUCAGCAGCCUGCACUUCCCAGUGCCACCCAGACCCCACUGACGCUUGGCGAGGCAUCCGGUGUGACUCUCCCCCCCAGUAGCGCUUGGCAGAGCCCAGGAGGCACAAGUCCAUGGGCUGGCCAGCUCCCCCAAGAACACUUUUACUUGCAGCCCCUGGAAGCAGCUUAUCCCUCGGGCCACCCCGCUUCUCAGGAAAACAGCCCCUCUGGCCAUGCCCCAGGGGUUUCUGAGGCAGGAAGUGGGCAGUGCCCACCCGAGGCAGAUUCAGGGACAAUUUCGAUGUUCUUCAAGGGAGAUGAAGCUGAAAACGAAGAGAUACUUUCAUCAGAAAAAAAUGACCGGGCUGCCACAGCAGACGUAGACGCUUUCCAGCAGACGAUGGGUCACACGUAUUACCAGCCUUUGCACGCCCACCAAGCGCCACCGGCUCCUUUUUUGCCAGCCCAGGCUAAUACAGCUGUGGCAGCAGAGGUGGCACCAAAGGAAGCAGACACCCCUCGUUUCUUUAGAACGGCAGCCGCUCAGCAGGCCAACGAGAAGGCGCCCUUCCUUGGCGAGGACAGAGCCAGCCUCGUUCAGCAAGCAGGAAGCCGUUCUGCCAGCACAAUGUACGAAAACGUUGAGAACCAGGAGUGCGUUCAAAAUCAGGAAGUUUUGCCGAGGGAGCCAUCAUCACAGCACCGUUCGUCCCCGAGGGCAGCCUCGGAUUCCAGCAGGUACGCCUCUCUGGCCCCGCUGCUUCCAAAGAACCCCGUUGGGAGCCAUAUCGAAGGAGGGCCCAAUGUAGAGGCCCCCAGCGUGUUCCCGCGGCCUGUCCGGCCUGACAGUGUCUCUUCUAACUAUAGCAACCUGAGCCACAGGAGCGCUCCUGGCGCUACCCGGCCACAAGAGCUGGGGACGUUCAUUCAGCAGGAAAGCGGCAAGCCUGAGCAGGAGGCUUCUCGGUGCUUCUUUAAGCAGAUUGACUCCUCUCCGCUUGGAGCACAUGUGGGGGAGCAGGAGCCCGGCGUGGAUUACCGCAGCCCCCUCUCUCAGGCACCAACGCCUAGCCCCCCGAAGCCCACGGGAGUGUUCCAGACCAGCGCCAACAGCUCCUUUGAGCCCGUGAGGGCCCACGGCCUGGGUGUGAAGCCCACAGAGGCUGAUCAGGCAAAGAUGGUGGCCGAGCUGAGAGAGGAUCGCCCAAACCGAAGGAGUAUCAAAAGGAGUCCUGCGGUUUCCGUGGCCUCCCCAGGGAAUCUUGAGCAGCCUCCUGACAACCUGGAAACGCUCUUCCUGCCCCCGGCCCACCCCCUGCCUCUUCCCCUUGUGGGCAGCGGACAGCUGGCCCCUGAGAAGAGGCCGACCACCCGAGCUCAGGGAACAGUGAAGAAGUGUGAGAGCCCAGCCGCGACCCUUUGGGCGCACAACGAAUUGCCCAGUUUUGGGGGCAACGUGCUCCUUGCCCCGGCCGCUCCUGCGGUGUACGUCCCAGCCAAACAAUCUGCUCAGGUGGUUCAGCCCCCGGAGGAAGCAUUGCAGAGCAAGCCAGGAUCUCAGGCUGGAAGCCUCCCAUCUGAAAAUCUGGAAAACCCUCCCAAACUGGGGGACGAAGACGUCCUUUGCUCUCAGGGAAGUUUGGGCUAUGCCAGCCUCCUCUCCUCCCCCCCGACGGAGACGCUGCAGAACAAGCCAGUCUUGCUGGCCCAGCCCACGGUUCCCUCUCUUGCCAGUCAGCUGGGCCAGCCUGGGAAGAACCAUUCGGCAAAGGAUCUGGGUACUAGUGGGAAGAACAGCUUGUCUGGCGAAAACCUGCCUAGUGUUUUAGUUCACUCGAAUAGCAGUUUCUUCCACAGCCCGCUUAGCACUGCUGAAACCACUGCCCCACAAUCACUGACUCAGUCCGUUUCCCACGCCCCACUCAGCUUGACUACAGAAGGCCCGCAGCCCCCCGCUGCAGAAGGGCUGCCUUUGGAAAGUGUGGCCAAACCUGAGGCCAGCAUUUCUCUCUCCCGCAUCAGCGCCGUGAUUUCCACUGCAGGGUCCAACAGCAGCCUUCCUGGUCGGUCUCAGAAUGCUUCAGAUAGCCAAGAGUUUUCCCAAACUCUGGAUUUUGCAGGAGCAAAGUCUCAGGAGCAAAGCAGGGCAGGAGUUGUUCCUCAAGGACUCAGCCAGCCACUUUUGGGCAGCCAGAUGUUUCCUCUGCCCCCCGGACUUGCUGGCCCUGGGGAGCCCCGGGCUCGUGGCCCGCAGCAGUUCUAUCAGCAGGUAACAAAGGACGUGGAGCCUGUGGUGCCCUCAGAUCAAGGCACGCCCUUGGUGCAGGCAGUGCCAGCCGCCGCUGCCGCAGCCUCACCCCCAGCGGCUUCUUGGCACUCUUCCGCUCCUCCCAACCUCCAGAUGCCUCCUGGAAACAAUCUUGCUCAGGUGCUGAGUCCAAAGCCUGGCCCCAGCGGUCCCUUGGAAGGGAGUUCAGCCCUGCCACCGGCCAACCACCCUCAGGCCAGCGCUGACUUCCGGCAGGGUCCCAGCAUCGCCCCUGGUGUUGGCCUUCCCCCUGGAUCAACAGCUGCAAGUGGUGGCCAACCCGCUCGUCCCCCUUCACGCCAAGAGCAGCAGUAUCCGUCGUCUUCACAGAACCCCCAGCACCCCUAUGGCCUGCCACCCAACUCCUACUACUACUACCGGCACCCGUAUGACAGCUACCCCUACCCUCCUGUGGAUCCUAGGGCUGCUCAGCUGUACUACCAGGAUUUGUAUGGCCAGUACAACUCGUCCUACGGUCAGUACGACAACACUGCUGCCUCUCGAGAUCCUGGGAAUUACUGGUACUCCGAGCCUGAGCGCCCCAGUUCCAGAGCGAGCCACACUUCAGAGAGGCCAUUGUCAAGACAAAGUUAUCCCGAUGACUAUUACACUACCAAGAGUGGAUGGAAUGGCUACUAUGGAGACUAUUACAGAAAUCCAUAUGAUAAUGGAGAUCGUUACCCAUCAACCUAUGAUGCCAAGUUCCGAGAUCCUCGGCUGUAUGACCAGAGGUAUUGGUACAACACGGAUCCCAGCCUUUACACAAAGAAAGAACCCUAUCCACAAGGAAACAGCCAUGACCGGUAUGAAGAUCACUGGCGAUACGACCCUCGUUUUGUCAGCAGCUUUGAUGAAGACUUGGAGCCGCGCAGGGACCCGUAUGGGGACGACAGUGACUGGCGCAGUGUCCACAGUGAGCAUUCGGGACACAGUCUGCACAGCUCCCACAGCCUCCGCAGCCGCCAGAGCAGCUUCAGCUCCCGUUCUCAGCAAAGCCAGAGGUAUCGAAGCAAUCACGACUUGACCAUCAAUGCCUACGAUGCUGACCAUCAGCCAGUCUCGCUCCAUGCAGACUAUUCCUCUGGGGGAUACUACGUCAACCAGCCACCUUUGAACGAUUAUAAUCCCUUAGCCCAAACUCCUUGGGCAGGUGUAGAACAAGUCCCUUCCAGACCGUUGACCCCUGAGAAAUUUUCGGUAACACACGUGUGUGCAAAAUUUGGGCCUGGGGGUUACCUGAUAAAAGUGCUACCCAACCUGCCCUCCGAAGGCCAGCCAGCCUUGGUCGAGAUCCACAGCAUGGAGAUGAUCAUGCAACACUCUUCAGAGCAAGAGGAGAUGAGAGCUUUCCCUGGGCCUCUCACCAAAGAUGAUACCCAUAAAGUGGAUGUCAUUAAUUUUGCCCAGAACAAAGCCACCCGCUGCUCUCAGAACGACGCCCUGAUUGACAAGGAAUCUGCUCGGCUUCUCUGGGACUUUGUUGUUCUCCUGUGCAGGCAAAAUGGGACAGUGGUGGGCACGGAUAUUGCUGAGCUUCUGCUGCAGGACCAUAAGACGGUGUGGCUGCCUGGGAAGUCGCCCAACGAAGCCAACUUGAUCGACUUCACCAACGAGGCUGUGGAGCAGGUGGCGGAAGAGUCUGGGGAAGCCCAGCUGUCUUUCCUGACAGACAGUCUCAUUGCCACCAUCGACAGCCUCGAGAAGGAGACCGAACGCUUCCGAGAGCUGCUGCUUUAUGGUCGCAAAAAGGAUGCUCUGGAAUCAGCCAUGAAGCACGGGCUUUGGGGCCACGCCUUGUUGCUGGCCAGCAAAAUGGAUAGCAGGACGCACGCCAGAGUGAUGACCAGAUUCGCCAACAGUCUCCCGAUAAAUGAUCCGCUGCAGACAGUUUACCAGCUGAUGUCUGGUAGAAUGCCAGCAGCCUCUACGUGUUGUGGAGAUGAGAAGUGGGGAGACUGGAGGCCUCACCUGGCAAUGGUCCUGUCCAACUUGACCAAUAACAUGGACGUGGAGUCAAGGACGAUCAUCACCAUGGGUGACACACUGGCUUCCAAAGGCCUCUUGGAUGCCGCUCACUUCUGCUACCUGAUGGCUCAAGUUGGCUUUGGGGUCUACACAAAGAAGACCACCAAGCUGGUGCUGAUCGGCGCAAACCACAGCUUGCCUUUUAUGAAGUUUGCCAGCAGUGAGGCUAUUCAGCGGACAGAAGCCUAUGAAUAUGCCCAGUCCCUGGGGACACAGCCCUGCUCUCUGCCCAACUUCCAGGUUUUCAAGUUCAUCUACGCUUGCCGGCUGGCUGAGAUGGGACUCACUGCACAAGCGUUUCAUUACUGUGAAGUGAUUUCCAAAGCCAUCCUUAAAAAUCCCAGUUACUAUUCACUGGUUCUUAUCAACCAGGUGAUCCAGAUUUCCUCCCAAUUGCGGCUUUUUGACCCCCAGAUAAAAGAGAAGCCUGAGCAGGAAUUAUUUAUUGAGCCUAACUGGCUAGUUCAGCUUCGACACUUAGAUGGGCAGAUUAAGGAGGGCUCCUUCGGGUGCAGCGUGGGGCGCUCCACACCCCAGCAGUAUGCCUCCAGCACACCAAGCUCAGAGCUUGACCAUGCCAGUCAGAACGAAGGCCUGGGAGGUGGCCCAGAAGUGAGCUCCAACAACCCGUUGUUGGCCUCCCUGCUCCCCAACAUGGUCCAUCCCGUGCAGAGUGUCCAGCUGAUGCCUUCAGCUCCUCCGACCAUUCUGGAUGGCUCAGUGGCUCUGGCCCCACCUUCCCAACUGGAGCCUGCCAGUGCUGUUCCUUUCUACCCUGUAGUGCCUCCCUCAGUGGGCCCAGGACCUGGCUUUCUGAGCCCCCUUGGAACUGAGCAGAACCCCAUGUACUUGGGGUCGACGGUGCUGUCAGCAGGCCCACCUGCUCAGAGCUCUGAGCUACAGACACAGGAGCAGACCCAGCAGGAAGCAGUGGUGGCUGAACCUCCUGUUUGGAAGGCGAUUCCAAAGUCCGGAGAGGAGGACUUCUAUGGGAAGAUGGCGAACAUGGGCCCAGGCCGACGAUCCAGAUCGACCUCUCAGUCUUCGGCCCACAUGGGCCUGGGGCAGCGGUCUCGGACCACCUCGGAGUCUUCUGUGCAUUCCGUUGGCCGGGAGAGGCGAAAUUCUGCCACCCAGCAGCCUUCUCCGCCCCCACCCUCAAUCCCAGAAGGGAAGAAAACCCCAAAAGAAGCCAAGAAGGAUCUGGCACCUCGAAAAGGCGGUGGUACCUGGUUUGGGUGGCUGAUGGGGAAAAGCAAAAACGAAGCUCAUCUUCCUGAUGAUAAGAACAAGUCGAUCGUUUGGGAUGAAAAGAAACAGCGGUGGGUCAACUUAGAUGAACCUGAAGAGGAGAGCAAACCCCCUCCACCUCCUCCCACAGGAUUUCCUCAGGCUGUUCCCUCUGGACUAAUAGGACCACCCAACGCCUCCGUCAACAUGUUCUCCAGGAGAGCAGCGGGAAGUAAAGCUCGCUACGUGGACAUCCUGAACACAAGCAAAGCCAAGUCCCCCGUUGCUGCUCCGGCUCCUGCCGACCUUUUUGCUCCCUUGGCCCCGAUGCCCAUCCCCGGAAACUUGUUUGUACCCAACUCAGUUCCUGAAGAGCAGACGCUGCCGGAGGGCGGAGUUGCACAAGAUCAGGCGGCACCAGGGAACAACGCCAUCCCUGAGUCGGCCAGAGAAGUUCCAUAUUUAAAUUCUACCGCAUUUCCACCUGGCACCGAGCUUCCUGCGUCUAAUCCGGGGGACGCCCAGUCUGGAGAGCUUUCGCGCUCUAGUUCAAUGAGUUCAUUAUCCCGUGAAGUCAGCCAGCAUUUAAAUCAGGCAUCUUCUGGAGAUCCCCCGACUGGCACUGUCCAGUUCUACAAUCCUUCUCAGUUUGCACAGUCUGCUGCAGUUCCAGCUAGCUCACGACUUGGCAGAAUUGGGCAGAGAAAAUACCCCACCUUAAAAUAGCAUCCAUUCAGUCUCUCAACUGGGCCAUUGCACAUGGAUUCCCAAAAGAUGCCAUGGGGUACCAGUGCCCUUUCUCAAAUUGAGAAUCAAUUUGGGUGGCUUCUCCGUGGAAACUGGGUGACGUUGAUUACCAAAUGCUCCUGGUUACCUAAAAGCUGGCUGGAGUGGUCAAACUUCAGAGGGAGUGAUCAACCUACAGGAAUGCAGUUGUGGCUGUCUGAAAUAGGAGACAAACCGAAGGCCAGGGGGCUGUCUUUUCCCCCUUGGCUUUACUAAAAUCCAGCUACUCCAUCUAUGAUGGACUUCUCCCGUGUCACCUUUUAACAUUACAGUUUGUGGCCUUACAGGGAUUGGGGCAUAGUUUUUAUGCAUAUAAACCACUACUUGGGUUUAUUGCUUAUCUGGCACAUUAAAAGAAUUGGCGGGGAUUUUCUUCUCCUAUCGACCUUCCCUCACCCCCAACCUUUGGGGAGGGAAUUGUAGCUGAUCCAAAUAAGCAGACAGAUGUAUAAUGAAUGGGGGAAAGGAAAAACAAAACUGUGACCUGUAAUCUAAGUUUUAAUUGGAAGUGGAUUUUCUUUAGUGUGUAUGUAAUUUGCGUCUUAGGCUCCUUGUAAAGCGAACUGUAGAGUCAAAGCAGAAGCUCUUUGUACAGCAUUUCGCAUUGUUCUCUUUCUGAUAAUUCCUCUUGAAGUGCAAUAUGGCUCCUUUCUGAAACUCAGAUCCCUCAGAUAAUACCAUAACAGCUCAAAAGGGCUUAGUGUUUUAUUUUUUAAGCGUAGUGUGGAAGUUUUCAUUCUUCCGUCUCAGACUUCCUCCAUUACCAAUUGGCUGAGCUCAUAAUUAGCUGACUAUCACUUCUUUACUAACUGAAUUAGCAAGCCUCUCCAACGGAGAUGUGAAAUAGGCUUAGGUGGAGUUGCAGGAAAUCCCCAAAACUAUCCAAAGGUUUUGCUAACAUUUGUAACAAGCCUGAACAGUGACAGGAGGGAACUAAAUGUUGGUGCAGUGGUUGAUAAAGCCAGUUCACAAGAUCAGUACGAGUUCAAGGAAUGCAGAGGGUAUUUUUUUUAACAUGGAUGCUCCACUCUCCGUGGCUUAAUUCUCUAUAUCUGGGUUCUGGAGAACCUUAAACACAUUUCCAAGGAUUGUUGUGGGUGAAGAGUUGUAAAAGAGGCAGAACUUGUCUCAACAGCUGGUGGCCUCUCAUCCAGUCGUCCUGAAUGUCUGGUUUGUCCCUUUAGACCUCUGGCUCUCCCGAGUUUCUCCACGUCAACCGCCGCCGAGCAUUUUUCACUUCCAGGUUUCCUCCACCCAGAGAGCCGCUCUCUGUCCUAAAUGUUAGAAUUGACACUGUACAUUCUUAAAUAAAAUAUUUUGCGCUCUGGAGCACUUUUCACACGUUA
Molecule: messenger RNA, 8631 nt
Organism: Python bivittatus (Burmese python)
Lineage: Eukaryota; Metazoa; Chordata; Lepidosauria; Squamata; Pythonidae
Source: RefSeq, a predicted model, not a curated record